Molecule: messenger RNA, 2700 nt
Organism: Thalassophryne amazonica
Lineage: Eukaryota; Metazoa; Chordata; Actinopteri; Batrachoidiformes; Batrachoididae
Gene: c17h2orf42
Product: chromosome 17 C2orf42 homolog
Exons: 8
Coding region: 218-2170 (650 amino acids)
Cellular component (GO): nucleus
Source: RefSeq, a predicted model, not a curated record
GUCGACAUCUCAAUGAACUACAACUCCCAUAACUCAGUUUUGGCGGAAAAGCCGAGCCGUUUCCGCACGUGACUUUCUGCAGCCAAUAGAGAGUGUCGUUACAGGCGCAAUGCGGCUGUCGGGAUGUAAGGAGGAAUGGCGACGGUCGAGACGUUUUGGAGGCCAGAGAACAAAAUAAAAAUCUGUCAAAACAAGCUGACCGCAGGAGAAGAUCAACAUGGAAAGUGAAGGAGUGCCGUCCACAUCAGGAGUCACCUCAGACGCUGCUGCCUCAUCCUCUGCUCGACAGACCUCCACCGCUCAGCCGAGUCUUGCAGCCAAACAGAGAGAGAACAGAAAAUCUGCCACCACAACGCCAGCCUUCCUGUCCAACCUGGGAAAACCCACACUGCGAGGCAUCCGCCGGUGCCCACAGUGUGGCAUCUACAACGGCACCCGUGGCCUUAGUUGCAAGAACAAAGCAUGUGGGAUUUCCCUCAGAGAUGGUUCCUCAGGUUCCAGGAGCCAAAAGGCCGCGGUGGAGGUGGUGAAAGUGAUAACUGACAGUGAUGAGGGUCAGGCAGGUGGAGGAGGCGGCUCCAGAGGAGGGGCUCAGGUGUUUUCGGUGUGUUACAGAGGCAGAGGAGCCACGGCUACGCAGCUGGGUUUUGUUGAACUCGUUCCCACUGACACCGCGAUUGCCACAGGUGAUGGAGCCACUUUGCUAACCCGGAUCAACCUGGGUCGGUGCUUCAUGCCUUUGUGCAGGCAGGGUCAAAGGUCAGAGUCGGCGCCAAGCGCAUCCAAACAGGCAUGUUCUUCCGACAGCCUGUGCAUCCACAUCAAGCAGGCCAUGGAGUGUCAGAGCCGAGCGGCUCCUCUGACCUUAAAGAGCUCCACGCUGGAGGGUUUGCAGGCCUCCUUUCAAGCCAGAGAGGAGCUGUGGAGGCUGGCGACGGAGUCCCCGGGACCUCUCGUGCAACGAGUCGCUAAAGACACGAUGGUGGUGAAGUGCCACACAGACGCGAACCAUCCUCUGGGCUUGCUGCAUCUAACUGUUGGGGCUGGCGGGCUGGCGGAGGAGUCAAAGAGUGAGAGAAGAGCCAGAGGGGGGCAGCAGAACGCUGUUUUUCACUGUAGCUGCCAAAGUAACAGCAGAAGAGCCAAACCUGGAGUCGACAGCGCCGCUGGACCCGACAGCAGCUCCAACACUCCUCCCAUCUCGGUCACGCCAAAAUGCUGCCUUCACUUUUACGCCUGUGUGUGUGCCUUUGCCAGUGAUGACAAAUUGGCGUCAGAAUUCACUGCUUUCAUCAAAUACUCCCCCAGGGGUGCGCAGCGGAGCGUGGAAUGUAGAGUUAUUAGUCCCACUGAGAAGUCUGUGCCGCAGCAGCCUGAACUGCACAUCCCUCAUCAGAAAGGAAAAAGACUUCGUCUGGAUGAAACAAUUUCUGGUGGUUCAGGGAACACACAGGUUGUGGAUGAGCGCACAGUGACUUUGACCUUCCAUCGGUGGCUGGCCAGUGUCACAGAGAGGAUCCACCAGACAAUGCACUACCAGUUUGAUGGGAAACCAGAAACCUCUGUGUACUACAUUCCUCAGGAGUUCUUCAACGCUCUGCAGCAUCGCCUUUCACUUGGCUCCAAGAAGAGGAGACUGCCCAACUUCACAACAGCGUUUGUGAGAAAUGACGGGCUCCCCCUGGGUUCUUUCUCAAAGUACACCUGGCACAUCACUAAUCCCAUGCAAGUCAAACACAUCUUUGACACCCCUGAGUUGCCCCUGGAGCUCACUCAGAAUUUUGUGAAGAAUGCUGAUGGCUCUUACUCAUGUUUCCAAUAUGGUGAGCCUCUCCCAAGACCAGAAUUGCCAGAAGCAUACAGAACAGAUCGGUCUCAGGUUAUAAGUCCGAUGGAGCUUCACACUUUCCUCAAAGUUGGACCGAGCACGGGCCGAUCAGAAGAAGCCAGUCCGUUUGUGAUCGAGUGGAUCCCAGACGUGCUCCCUGGCUGUCGGGUGGGAGAGCUGAGGAUUUGCUUUGAAUUUGGACAUCAACAAAGGGGACAGCAGGAGCACUUUGAUGGACACAACCUGAAAAGUAGUGCAACAGAGAAAGGUGCUCAAAACAAGUCAGAAUCCACACCGUCCAAAGCUAUACAGGGUUUUGAAAUCCUUCGCGUAGUUGUCUAAGUGGCCUUCUGAUCUUUUACUUCUCUCUUUAUGCAGUAACCUCCUGUAAUUAACCGGUUUUACUUUUUGGCUGCCACUGGUUGCCACAGCAAAUCUGGUAGAGAUGUUGUGCACAGUGUACGAAUUUGGACAAACUUGGAUUUUUUUUUCUUUUUUUUUUGUUUUUCAAGUGACUGCCAUUUCUGCCGCUGUUGGAAUGAGGCUUGAAAGCUGAUAUAUCACCUGCAUAGCAGCUUCGCAAAUGUACUCUACUUGAACCAUUUCAGUGUUAGAAUUAGUUUCAGGGUUAGAGAUUUUUUUUUUCUGAAAUGCAUAAAUGUUUUUGUAAAUUUGAAUGAUACUGCCACUUCUGGACUACAGCUUUGCACACUUCUGGAAGUUUUGUGUUUUGGAAGUUUUGUCCUCUCACGUUUUUAGAUGGAAUUUCAUGUAACUUGGUACAAAUUCUUGUUAGUAAGUCCCUUCGGCUGCUCCCUUGUUUGCACUUGGGGUCGCCAACAGCAAAUCCAAGGUGGAUCUGCAUGUUGAAU